AUGGGAUAUCGUUGGUGUGGAUUUAAUUUCUAUCGUCUCUUGCAUGGCGAGACUUUUCAUGUGGUGGCAUAUGAUUUUGGAAUCAAGCACAAUAUAUUGAGGCGAUUGGCAUCCUAUGGGUGUAAAAUCACGGUUGUUCCUUCAACAUGGCCAGCAUCUGAGACUCUUAAAAUGAAACCAGAUGGGGUACUUUUCAGCAAUGGACCAGGUGACCCUUCUGUUGUACCUUAUGCUGUUGAGACAGUGAAGGCUAUUAUUGGAAAUGUUCCUGUUUUUGGAAUUUGCAUGGGACAUCAGUUGCUUGGUCAGGCCCUGGGUGGGAAGACAUAUAAAAUGAAAUUUGGUCAUCAUGGAGGAAAUCAUCAUGUUCGUAACCUCAGAAAUGGAAGUGUUAAGAUUAGUGCCCAGAAUCACAAUUAUGUGGUUGAUCCUGAAUCACUUCCAAAUAGAGUGGAAGUUGACUGUUAG
Messenger RNA from Lactuca virosa, 468 nucleotides. NCBI's taxonomy places the organism in Eukaryota, Viridiplantae, Streptophyta, Magnoliopsida, Asterales, Asteraceae. The record is from the annotation of a GenBank genome assembly.